Molecule: messenger RNA, 1825 nt
Organism: Archocentrus centrarchus (flier cichlid)
Lineage: Eukaryota; Metazoa; Chordata; Actinopteri; Cichliformes; Cichlidae
Gene: ephx5
Product: epoxide hydrolase 5
Exons: 10
Coding region: 178-1584 (468 amino acids)
Biological process (GO): epoxide metabolic process; arachidonate metabolic process
Molecular function (GO): epoxide hydrolase activity
Source: RefSeq, a predicted model, not a curated record
GGUAAUCCCUCCCGCUGAAAUCGCGUCUGAUCCUGGCUGUCGCUGCGAGCCCGCUGAGACCGUCUGUUUCCGUACAGUGAGCAUUUAGCCGUCCCGCUUAUUUGUGGAACUCAAACACCUUAUCUCGAAAACAAAGGUCUGAAGUCCUUUUUGGGCGCCCACUUUUGGAACAGCACAAUGCAAAGACUGGAGAUUUUGAAGGAGACUUUCUUUGGCUUGGGUGUUGUCCAGCAGCAGCUAUUAAUCGGGUCUGCGGUUGCAGCAGGUGGAAUAUUGACAUACAUAGUAUUCAAAAGGAAAAAAGCAAAAACUAUUCCCCUCGGGGAAGGAUGGUGGGGAGCAGGAGAGAAGACACGGUCAGAAGAUCAGAAAAUCUACCCUUUUCAAGUGCAGACCUCAGACAAAGAGAUUAAGGAUCUCUAUGAGCGCAUCGACAGGACACGCUAUGCUGAGCCUUUAGAAGAUAGCAGGUUCCACUAUGGCUUCAAUUCCACUUAUCUGAAGAAAGUGGUUUCCUAUUGGAGGCAUGAGUUUGACUGGAAAAAGCAGGUGGCUGUGCUCAACAAGUACCCACACUUCAAAACCAAAAUAGAAGGACUGGACGUGCACUUCAUCCAUGUGCGUCCACCGCACCGCGAGAAUCAGAAGGUUCUGCCUCUCAUGCUCAUUCACGGCUGGCCCGGCUCCUUCUAUGAGUUCUACAAGAUUCUGCCGCUUCUCACUCAGAGCCGCGAUGGCAUUGUGUUUGAGGUUGUAUGUCCAUCCAUCCCUGGCUACGGUUUCUCAGAAGCCCCUCACAAACAAGGGUUCAACAGCCUCUCUGCUGCCCGAAUUUUCCUGACACUGAUGGAGCGUUUGGGGUUCUCUCAGUUCUAUCUGCAGGGAGGGGACUGGGGCUCGCUCAUCACCACCAACAUGGCGCAGAUGAAGCCUCAAUGCGUAAAAGGUCUCCACCUAAACAUGUGUAUGUCAAAUAGGGGAUUCAAGGUGCUGAUGUCUAUGUUGAUCGGUCCUUAUCUGCCCUUCUUGGUGGGUUUAAGUCGGGAGGAUGUUCGCCGCUUGUUCCCAUUCUUUGAGAAGAAUGUCUGGGAGAUGCUGAGAGAAUCGGGCUACCUUCACAUUCAGGGCACUAAACCAGACACUGCAGGCUGUGCAGUGAAUGACUCUCCUGUAGGCUUGGCAGCCUACCUUCUGGAAAAGUUCUCCACCUGGACCGAUUUUAAGAACAGAGAUCUGGAGGACGGUGGGCUGGAGAGAAAAUUCAGCCUGGAUGAUCUCUUGACAAACGUCAUGAUCUACUGGACCACAGGCUCCAUCACUUCCUCCAUGCGCUUCUACAAAGAGAACUUUAAGAGUAAUCCUAACAACAGAGUGGAUGCCAAGACAGAGAUAUUUGUGCCCACUGGACUUGCAGCCUUCCCUAUGGAGCUCAUGCAUUGCCCUAAGUCGUGGGCACAAAUUAGGUAUCGAAACAUCUACUCCUACACUUUCAUGCCCAGAGGAGGCCACUUUGCUGCCUUUGAAGAGCCCCACCUGCUUGCUGACGACAUUUUCAAUUUUGUCAAGAAAGUGGAGAAGUUCUGAAGCCGUCAAUAAACUCUCUGACCAGUUAUGGCAUUUUUUUUUCUUUAUUAUUUCAAGCAGGAGACAUACAAAUUAUUUUUACAUUGAACCUUUCUACACCACAUUGCAUCUUACUGCUUGAUUUGUCACGUUCAUUUGCAAGUUUUGACAGAUGUAAACAUGCACACAGAUAAUACUGGCAUUCCUUUAUGUCACCAGCAUGGAUUAAAAAGUCUUACUCAUUAAAAAUGUAUUGCACUAA